AAUAGCCACGCCGUCGCUAAAAUGUGCAGCCUAGGAAACGAUACAAUAUUAUUUUGUCAUUGAACGAGGGUUGCUAUUGUAAACAAUGGACAUUAAAACUUAUGAAAAGAGGUGGAAUGCCAGAUACACCCAGAUGUUGCUAUCACUUUACAGUGAACGACAAGCUGAUUUCCGAGAUCCAAACAGAAAGAUCAAAGAUGUCUGGGGCGAAAUGGUCGUCGUUAUGCGAAAUCAGGGAAUGCUAGACGUUGAUGCCGUUCAGCUGGAUCGGAAAUUCAGGAACCUGAAAAAAACGUAUUACUGCAUAAGAAACAAGCAUUUGGCUAAAGGUCCGCAAUUCCAUCCCAACUGGCAGUUUUACGACGAGAUGUCGUCGAUUCUAAAGGAUGAACCUGCCCCAUCGCAACUCUUCACCAUGGAUGAUUUCUCGGCUAUGAGAACAUUCCUAUGCGACGAUGAUACUUCGGGCAAUAUGGUAUUCAACAAUAUGCAGGAAGGCAGGAUGCUAUCUUUGGGCACGGUCAAACAAGUCAUUCCCCGGCCAGUUCGUCCAUAUCGAAAACGAAAGUCGGAGGAUGCAGGACAACUCAGGAUGCAGAAAAUCCGGAGUUACAAGUUGCGAGCGGAACCACCAAGGGAAUUGGAUCACAUUCCGGUCGUUAAUGCCGCAGAGCCCGAGACCAAUGAUUUGGGAUCCAAAGAUGAGCUGUCUAUUGGAAGCAUGGAGGAGGCAUUGAGGCACAUGAGAGCCCUACAGGAGUACGCAAUGAUCCAGGAUAACUUUCGGGCAAUCGGAUUGCUCAUGCAGGCGGAACAAGCCAUCCAAUACCCGCCCAAAACCGACGACUUCAAAGAGGAAGAAACGUAGUGUCCUCAUAGAUAACCAUAGAAACUAGCUAGUACAUAAUAAAUAAAUUUAAUUCAAUUAAAACCGGUAAAGUUCGCGUACUGUAA
Molecule: messenger RNA, 954 nt
Organism: Drosophila rhopaloa
Lineage: Eukaryota; Metazoa; Arthropoda; Insecta; Diptera; Drosophilidae
Exons: 2
Coding region: 86-868 (260 amino acids)
Source: RefSeq, a predicted model, not a curated record